Messenger RNA from Nannospalax galili (Upper Galilee mountains blind mole rat), 2634 nucleotides. It is a transcript of the gene Cnot7, whose product is annotated as CCR4-NOT transcription complex subunit 7. Lineage: Eukaryota; Metazoa; Chordata; Mammalia; Rodentia; Spalacidae. Gene Ontology annotation, cellular component: CCR4-NOT complex; P-body; CCR4-NOT core complex. Bases 318 to 1175 code for a protein of 285 amino acids. The transcript has 7 exons. The record is from RefSeq and is a predicted model, not a curated record. Gene Ontology annotation, molecular function: poly(A)-specific ribonuclease activity; nucleic acid binding.
CCGCCCCCUGCGAGUCACGUCAUCAUCUAGUGACCCCGCUAGGACGUGCGAAGCGCGACGACGCAACGCUGGGCAGCACAGCUCCAGCUCCCCUUUCCCCCUUGCUGGGCGAGAGGUGUCUAUGGGGCACCCGCUGCCGCCGCCGGUACCGCCACCGCCUCCGCCGCCGCGUGCUGUCUCUAUGGCGAGGAGGAGGAGGAGGAGCGCGAGCUCACGGACACAAGUACACAAAUAAAGGGUAAAGUACUUUUAUGAAACAAACCUUCAAUCAAGUUUAACAUUUGAUGCUUGGCAUCUAGACUCCUUGUGCCCUCACUAUGCCAGCAGCAACUGUAGAUCAUAGCCAAAGAAUUUGUGAAGUUUGGGCUUGUAACCUGGAUGAAGAGAUGAAGAAAAUUCGUCAAGUUAUCCGAAAAUAUAAUUACGUUGCUAUGGACACCGAGUUUCCAGGUGUGGUUGCAAGGCCCAUUGGAGAAUUUAGAAGCAAUGCUGACUAUCAAUACCAACUAUUGCGGUGUAAUGUAGACUUGUUAAAGAUAAUUCAGCUAGGACUGACAUUUAUGAAUGAGCAAGGAGAAUACCCUCCAGGAACUUCAACUUGGCAGUUUAAUUUUAAAUUUAAUUUGACGGAAGACAUGUAUGCUCAAGACUCUAUAGAGCUACUGACAACAUCUGGUAUCCAGUUUAAGAAACACGAGGAAGAAGGAAUUGAGACCCAGUACUUUGCAGAACUUCUUAUGACUUCAGGAGUGGUCCUUUGUGAAGGGGUCAAAUGGCUGUCGUUUCAUAGUGGUUAUGACUUUGGCUAUUUAAUCAAAAUCCUGACCAACUCUAACUUGCCUGAAGAAGAACUUGACUUCUUUGAGAUCCUUCGAUUAUUUUUUCCUGUCAUUUACGAUGUGAAGUACCUCAUGAAGAGCUGCAAAAAUCUCAAGGGUGGAUUACAGGAAGUUGCUGAACAGUUGGAGCUGGAAAGGAUAGGACCCCAACAUCAAGCAGGAUCUGAUUCGUUGCUUACUGGAAUGGCCUUUUUCAAAAUGAGAGAAAUGUUCUUUGAAGAUCAUAUUGAUGAUGCCAAAUACUGUGGUCAUUUAUAUGGCCUUGGUUCUGGUUCAUCCUAUGUACAGAAUGGCACAGGGAAUGCAUAUGAAGAGGAAGCCAACAAGCAGUCAUGACAUGAAAUAGUCAUUUUAUUUUAUAUGAGUUACAUACAUGCUUGUAUAUAGGUUUUAUCUCUGGUUGAAUUCCUUAAAUGAUAGACAAUACCUUUUCUCUCCCCUUUUGUAGCCCAUUAUUUUCUGUCUUUUAGUACUAAGUAUGACCUUUCCUAUCUCUGAUCUUAAUAAAUAAAAGUACAUUCAGGUUAAAUCUGGCCUUAAUUUAAUAUACUUGUUCUCAAGCAUGUGUGACAAAGUUACAUCAUACUAAAUAAUUUGAUAAACUUUGCCCACUUGAGCUUGGUUUUGUUUUUCCCUUUUUUUAAAUUAACUAGCAUUGACUGUAAUUUAUUUCCCUGUCUCGUGUCUCUCCCUUCCAUUCUGCAGUACUUCUAGGUAUUUGAGCUUGUGGACCAUCAAUUUUGCACUUUAGAGUGAUUCUAAUCUAUUUUAUCAGAAACUGUGGUUUUUCUUGCUCUUAGCUGGAAAAAUGACCAUCUGCCAACUUUUUACAGUAUUUGCUUGUUUUUGACGUUCAGGAUACAGCACAUGCAUUGUAUAAACUGUUGAUUCAGCAAGACUAACAGAAAAAGACAAGGAACUACUGAAGAGCUUAGUAACUACUGCUUCUGUACGUAGUGUUUAAUCUUCCAAGCACAUCUAAUGUCUGUUGGUUUCUAAUUGACAUUUGUAGGCUGCUCUGUGACUGAAGACUUUUCAAACCAGCUUUACACCCUUCAGGAGAAAACCCCUGAUGUGAUUAUACAUUUACUGUCUGCCAGAGAAUUGGCAUGCAAAAUGUUGAAGCUACAGCUAUUUUAUGAUAAUGCACUUCCCUCGAUCUGGUUCUUUUACCCGCAUCACUGUUUACCUUAUUGUUUUAUAGCCAUACUUAUGAUGUGCUUGUUGGUUACACAAAUCAGCUUCUUUGAAGUCCAAAGAUAGUCUUUAGGUACAUUUUAUAUCAAAUUAAAAGACAAAAAUUGUGCUUUCAUAGUUGCUACAAAGAUAAAUAAUGGAGAGAUUUGGUGCAAAAUAACAAAAGGCAAAAUACACACACACACACACACACACACAGAUCUAAUAAAAUCACCUGAGGAGUGUAAUGUUUGUUUAUUUUUUUGUGUAUAUCUUUGCAAUCUAUUUUAUAUAUAUUGACAAAAGAGACUGUGAACUAUUUAGCCAUGCAGAAUAUGUGACCAGACCAGAGCAUGUGUUGGAAGAUGUUUUGGUAAUCAUUAACUGUUCCCUGAAGUGAUGGACUACAAAUUGUAAUGUGUUAUCUCCGCUUCAGUCAGUAAUACUAGAAAAUACCCAAAUGUUAGCAAUGUAGAUUGUUUCCCUUGUACAUUCUUUAUUGAUGAUAUUACAGUGCUGUACCUGGCAGUCCUUUUUAAACAAAACAUUAUUUGCAAAACAGAGGGUAUUAUUUGUUUUUAAGGCUUUUGUAAAUAAAGGCUUCAGAAGUGUUUUCGUA